AGCAUAAAGCUUCUUUCUUCGAAAUUGAUCUUGCGAAAUUUGCAAUCAGAUUCUGUAACUAUUGUUUUUUUUUUUCUUUCUCGAUUCGGUUUUCAAACAUGGACUUUGUUGUUGAAGAAGGGAAGCGAGUGAACGAAGAGUGCUCAACUUUAAUUCUCCCUGCAUUGUCAAUUGGGAAUGUAGGGCAGCUCGCUGUUGAUCUUCUAGUGUCAUCUACUGAUGCAGAGAGAAUUGGUUAUCUCGAUGAUCCAAAUCUGCUUCCUUGUGUUGGCAAUGACGCUUAUGGCCCUCUUCCUUGUGGCGAGAUCGCUCUUCCUUUCGAGGUUUAUGAGUCGUCUUCAAUUUCUACUACUCUUGCUCAGCAACGGUCUCCAGUUGCAAAGGGAAUGAUGAUUAACUUUGUGGAGAAUAUAGCCAAUUUUGCUGCUUCAAAUGGAAAGAAGCACGUUAUUGUGCUGUCCAGUUUAGACUUCCAAAGGCUGCAUAACUUGGAUAUGUCAAGAGGCCCGCAGGUGUAUUAUCUGUCUAAUACCGGAUCUGAUGGAAGAGAUGAUCACUGUGAGAAGCUCGGAUUUGGAAGAUUGAACGAGUAUGAUUCAGAAGGAAGAUGUUGGAAGUACCUUAGCUCCGUCUUUGAGAAGAACAGUGAAGACGACUUGACUUUCCCUUCAGAAGAUGAACUCGAAGACAUAGACUACUACCCAAGCUUGCCAUUUGCAGCUCUUUUUUCAGCAUUUAAGGCAAAAGGCUUGAAGGUGACAUGCCUGCUAUGCUACUGUUCUGAAGGAGACAACAUUCCUGAAGCAUUUCUUCUAGCAGAAGCUGCAUCUAAGCUUACGGGUCUGAGUCCUGACAAAUUCCAUGGGGAAGAAGGUGGGAAAUGGCGGAUACCGUAUUCGUGGAAGAGUAUGUAUGGAGCUCCCCCAGAUAUGUCCAUGUUUUAAGACUGUUGUUGUAGCUCAGAGAGUUAGACACAGAGGUUGUAGUAGUAAAAGUAUGAUCCAGUGAGAAGUUUAUGAACAAUUGAGAUUGGUUGAAUCCGAUAGAGACCUUUUUAUUUUGUUUCUGGGUUUGUUCGUCUGUUACAGAAUAACAAAGUUAACAAGUAGAGUUUCAUUACUAGAA
Molecule: messenger RNA, 1125 nt
Organism: Capsella rubella
Lineage: Eukaryota; Viridiplantae; Streptophyta; Magnoliopsida; Brassicales; Brassicaceae
Product: proteasome assembly chaperone 2
Exons: 7
Coding region: 99-944 (281 amino acids)
Biological process (GO): proteasome assembly
Cellular component (GO): nucleus; cytosol
Source: RefSeq, a predicted model, not a curated record